Molecule: messenger RNA, 288 nt
Organism: Anopheles coustani
Lineage: Eukaryota; Metazoa; Arthropoda; Insecta; Diptera; Culicidae
Exons: 1
Coding region: 1-288 (95 amino acids)
Source: RefSeq, a predicted model, not a curated record
AUGAAGGUUGCCAUCUGCCUCUGCGCUCUCGUCGCCCUGGCCCUGGCCGCACCGCAGCAGCGUGAUGGAGGAGCGCUCACCGACGAGGCGAUCCGACAGGCCCAAACCCAGCAGCUGAUCCCACAGGACGCCCAGAUUCAGGGAGUCCAGCAGGGUAUCCAGGUGGCCGCACUCGAGUCGAUCCCCGGAGCCCAGCGUGUCGACCUGUUCCAGCUGCUCGGCGACCAGGUUCCGCGUGAGGUCAUCUCGAACCUGCAGUCGCAGGUGGACCAGGUUGGCCAGAACUAA